This is a messenger RNA of Amblyraja radiata (thorny skate), 1395 nucleotides long. Its product is annotated as kalirin-like. Lineage: Eukaryota; Metazoa; Chordata; Chondrichthyes; Rajiformes; Rajidae. Bases 207 to 1250 code for a protein of 347 amino acids. The record is from RefSeq and is a predicted model, not a curated record. Gene Ontology annotation, biological process: intracellular signal transduction; axon guidance. The transcript has 12 exons. Gene Ontology annotation, molecular function: guanyl-nucleotide exchange factor activity. Gene Ontology annotation, cellular component: cytoplasm; extrinsic component of membrane; postsynaptic density.
AUUUUACACAUUCCCUCCUAUUUCCCAGUGGCUAUUUUAAAACGACACUGCGGAAAUACUCCAAUUGCUCCCUCCAUUGUAUCUGAAGACCAAACAUUGACUGGAAAAUUUGUAGUUGACUGUGUAUAGACCGUGAGAUUGCACUUGGCUCUGGAAUCACAUUGUUAUUUCUUUACUAACCAAAAGAUUUCUGCAGUUUGAAUUCAAUGAAUUCCCCAGUGCCACCCAGUGAAGAUGAUGAAGAAACACAGGCCAAAGCAGUUAAAGGCAGAAAUUAUGUCCUGAAUGAACUUAUUGAAACGGAGAAAAUUUAUGUGAAAGACUUGGGAGCUGUAGUAGAGGGCUACAUGAAAAAAAUUGAAGAAAAGGGAGUUCCAGAUGAUAUGAAAGGAAAAGAUAAGAUCAUUUUUGGAAAUAUUCAUCAGAUCUAUGACUGGCACAAGACUUAUUUCUUGGGAGAAUUGGAAAAAUGCCUCGAGGAGCCAGACUAUUUGGCAAAUCUCUUCAUCAAGCAUGAAAGGCGCUUGGGAAUGUAUGUCGGGUACUGCCAAAAUAAGCCAAAAUCUGAGUACAUUUUGGUUGAAAAUGAUGCCUACUUUGAGGAACUAAAACUGGAUUUGGAUGAGACGUUUAGCCUGAGUGACUAUCUCAUCAAACCCGUUCAGAGAAUAACUAAGUACCAACUUUUGCUUAAGGAUUUCUAUAAAUACAGUGAGAAAGCUGGUUUCGACACUUCAGAGAUUGUGAAAGCAGUCGGUGUGAUGCACCUUGUGCCAAAACGCUGCAAUGACAUGAUGAAUUUGGGAAGACUUGAAGGAUUUAAUGGUAAGCUCACUGCACAGGGCCAGUUGCUGCAACAAGAUACCUUUCUUGUGACUGAGCAGGAUUCUGGAGUUCUGCGCCGAAACAAGGAACGACGAGUCUUUCUCUUUGAGCAGAUUUUAAUCUUCAGUGAACUGCUGAACAGGAGUUCCUCAACACCAAGGUAUAAUUUCAAGAAGAGCAUAAAGAUGAAUAAGCUAAACAUUGAGAGCAAUGUGAACGACGAACUUUGCAAAUUCGCUCUGACCUCCACUGGAACCACUGAGCGCUUGAUCUUAGAGGCAACGAACAGAGAAAUCUAUGAAGCUUGGGUUUGUGAUAUCAACAAAGCACUUGACCUUCAAAAGAAUUUGUUGAAUGCAUUGCAAUCACCAGUCGAGUACCAGAGAAAACUGACUCCAAAUCAUUUCAGCAUAAAACCAAAAUGAAAAUAUUAUUCCAACCCUACCUUGCACCCUGGACUCCUGAAUGCUUUGAUAAGUAAUAAUACAAUAUAUAUGAGCAAAGCAAGCCACCUGAAUAUGUUUCAACCUAAUAUCAAUAGUCAUAACAUAACUGGUGUUCCCCGCCACU